AUGGAUCUCAAGGUGAACAAUGAGAAGCUAGAUCCCAAGGGUAGCGACUCUUCAUCAACGCUGGGCGUAUUGCCAGAAUGGGAUCCCAGCCAGGAGCAGAAGGCGCGCAGGAAGAUCGAUAUGACAGUGCUGCCUCUGCUUUUUCUCGGUCUUCUUGUCUUCCAGCUAGAUCGCAUGAACAUUGCGAGUGCAUUGACUGGCGGUUUUGCAGCUGAUAUCAACAUUUCACAAUCCACGAUCAAUUUGGGAAAUCAGCUCAUGUUUAUGGGUAUCGUGGUCUUUGAAAUACCAUGUAAUAUGGCCUUGCAACGGAUUGGCCCUCGCACGUGGAUUUCUGCUCAGGUCUUUCUCUUCGGUUUACUUGCUACCAUGCAGGUUUUUGUUCGCAAUAGAGGAUCUUUCCUGGCUAUACGACUGCUUCUAGGGUUCGCUGAGGCAGGGUAUAUUCCUGGUGCAGUCUACACUUUAUCGUCAUGGUAUACAAAAAGGGAAUUGGCCAAGAGAGUUGCCAUUUUCUUCUUUGGCAUGUUUGGUGGAAAUGCCUUAAGUCCUAUUCUAGCCUCGGGCAUUCUAAUUCUUGACGGUCGACACGGUAUCAGAGGAUGGAAAUGGCUCUUCCUAAUUGAGGGGUUAUUCACUAUCUCCGUCUCAUUUCUCCUAUCCCUCUUCCUACCAGGAUCACCCGGUCUCACCAGGCCAUUAUUGAGUCCGGGACUUAUCAAGUUCUCUGAUUCCGAGAAGGACAUUUUUCAAAAACGACUCGAAAUCGACAAUGGCGGAAGUACUGAGGGCGCAUAUGGCGUACAUAUCCCGUUGAAAGUGGUCUUCCGUACUGUGGCUUGCUAUCGCCGCUGGCCGCACUUUGUUUCUACAUUCGUCGUUUUUUCGACGUGGAGUCCUCUAACCACUUACACGCCAUCCAUCAUCAUGUCACUCGGCUUCGACAGAACAGCAGCAAAUGCCCUAGCCGCAGUCGGCGCAUCCCUAUCCCUUGGAGUGGUAUUCUUCUUCGCCUACAUGAGCGAUCGAACUAAUCAGCGUGGUGCAACUGUGAUUGCUGCGCAAGUCUGCUACCUCAUUGUCUUGAUAGUAACGUUCAAGGUCCAGCCCCAUGCCGGUAAAUGGUCACGUUGGGGACUUUGGACUGCUGUGAACAGUUUAGCUGUGGGAUAUCACCCAAUACAUAACUUCUGGGUUCAACUCAACUGUCGGGAUCCGAGGGAGCGGAGUAUCAGUAUCGCUUAUUCAACGGGCCUACGCACCAUGAUCAUUAUGGUAUCUAUGGGAAUCGCAAGUGCUGCAGUGCAGAUUGUUAUUUAUGUCGUUCAUAAUAAGCGUGUUGCUCAAGGCAAGCAUCAGCCUAAGGAUGGAUUAGCACCUAUG
Penicillium hordei is the source of this 1383-nucleotide messenger RNA. RefSeq lists its product as uncharacterized. The transcript has 6 exons. Gene Ontology annotation, biological process: transmembrane transport. Gene Ontology annotation, molecular function: transmembrane transporter activity. The annotation marks the transcript as partial. The record is from RefSeq and is a predicted model, not a curated record. Lineage: Eukaryota; Fungi; Ascomycota; Eurotiomycetes; Eurotiales; Aspergillaceae. Gene Ontology annotation, cellular component: membrane.